AUGAUGCAAACUUUUAUAUCACAACGAAUUUGCUUUGGUUGUUCAAUUUUCUUAUUCCUCCUGGGAUCAAUAUUUUUAUAUGUACAUAUCUCGCGUUCUCAAAAUAUCCCGAAUUUUUUGCGUAAACUCCCAUAUAAUGUGACAGGUUUGAGAAAUUUUGUUGUUUCACAACAACAAGAGUGCCCAAAAGAAAAUCCGCACGCUAUUGGGCGUUUAAAAAUCGAGACCAAUGUACCUACUUGGGAUUCCUUAAUGGAGAAAUAUACAUCAUCACCCUCUCAACGUAAAAUUAUCCUUUCAAAAGGUGGCAACUAUUCACAACCCAGUUUAAAUCCUGUGGUGAUCCACAAUGAAUCUAUUCAUUCCCGCAAUUACACCGAUUCAUUGGAGAAAUACGUCGGAUUGUGGCGUCCAACUGUCUGUGAUCCAACUGAAAAGCUGGCUGUUAUUGUCCCGUACAGAAAUCGUGAUAUUCAUUUGCGUAUGUUUUUAGAACAUAUGCAUGCUUUUCUACGUAACCAACUGCUUAUGUAUACCAUUUUCAUUAUAAAUCAAGACGGUGAAACUCAUUUCAAUCGCGCCCUCCUUCUGAAUGUUGGGUUUAUCGAGUCGAAGCGGGUUACGAACUUUGACUGCUUCAUAUUUCAUGAUGUGGAUUUAUUGCCUGAAGACGAUCGAAAUUCAUAUCGUUGUGCCAACCAACCGAGACACCUAUCUGUUGCUGUGGACAAGUUUAACUACCGUCUUCCUUAUCUUAAGAUUUUUGGCGGGGCUGUGGCAUUCACCAAGAAACAGUUUGAAAAUGUUGGUGGAUUUUCAAAUAUGUAUUUUGGAUGGGGUGGAGAAGAUGACGAUUUAUACGCUAGAGUAGUUUAUCACAAUUACAGCAUUACGCGUUACCCUGAAGAAAUCGCUCGUUACAGAAUGAUUAGUCAUAAGAAAGACCCAAAUAAUCCGGACAAUCCUGAACGUAACGCACUUCUAAAGGAUGCAUCAAGUCGCUUUAAAACAGAUGAUUCAGCACAUUCCGAUUAUUUGUGCUGUCACAGAAUACUCCGUAUACGAAGAUCACAUCGUCCACCGAAUUCCCCAUAA
Molecule: messenger RNA, 1095 nt
Organism: Schistosoma spindalis
Lineage: Eukaryota; Metazoa; Platyhelminthes; Trematoda; Strigeidida; Schistosomatidae
Source: the annotation of a GenBank genome assembly